Messenger RNA from Phycomyces blakesleeanus NRRL 1555(-), 1738 nucleotides. RefSeq lists its product as hypothetical. Gene Ontology annotation, molecular function: protein binding. The transcript has 9 exons. NCBI's taxonomy places the organism in Eukaryota, Fungi, Mucoromycota, Mucoromycetes, Mucorales, Phycomycetaceae. The record is from RefSeq and is a predicted model, not a curated record. The coding region runs from base 39 to 1595 and encodes 518 amino acids.
CUUCCUUCUUGUCUUCCUUCCUUCUUCUUUUUAAAAAGAUGAUAUGGCAUUCCUACUGUCUAGGCCUCUUGUUGCUUUUGUUCAAUUCUAAGGUUGAUGCUGUAAUUCCUGCUGCUCGAAGCAUGCAAGGAUGUGUUCUCAUAAAAAAGGAGAUCUACUGCUAUGGUGGAUUUGGAGCAGCUUUAAAUUCCCCAUAUGCAACUUCCUACACAGAUCAUUUUGCACUCGAUGUAUCAAACAACUUUACUGUCUCGGCAUCCCUAACAAACUGGAGAGAGAUUCCGGCAACACCUGGAUUUGCAUUAGAGAGCGUGUACAGCCUUAGAGCCAACCCCAUUAUCCCACAAAACAGUUACGUUGUUAAUGGCUGUGGAAAAGACUACAACAACACACUCGUCAAUUCAACGAUCGUUUUCAAUGUCAAUACGCAACAGUGGAGCUCAGUUACAGAUGGGCUUUCAGGAAAUACAUCUGACGCUUCUUCUGUCUCUCUCAAUAAUGGAACAAUUAAGAUGUGGGGCGGUGUAAGCCUAGCAAAUAUCUCAAGUCCCGUUCGUUACUGGUACAAGAAUUUCUCUUGGGGUCAAUCGUGGAUUAAUAUACCUUCAGCCGCCCCAUCUUUCAUUUACCCUCGAUCUGGGCACGUCUCUACUCUUUCUCCAGAUGGUUCGACUAUUUACUACAUUGGAGGAAUAAAGUACUUUAAGCAAACUACGACUACCAAUAUUUACGACCAAAAAGAUGCCCCUAUGAGCGAAAUAUUGUCUUUCAACACAUCGACCAGCACCUGGUCUGUAAGCGCGACACUUGGAGACUUGACUCCUUCUGUAAGACACUCGUUUACCUUAAAUUUUGUUCCCAACACAAACUCCAUAUUUAUGUAUGGAGGAGAGUCUUACGCCGCCCAAACUACUAUUGUGAAUGACUACAGCUGGGUGAUUGAUCUCAGCACACUUACAUGGACUCAAAAGACGUUACCAAACAGCCCUGGGUGUCUUAAAGGACAUUCUGCCAUUUCGGUCAACAACUAUUUGUUUGUUUUGUUUGGAAACGACAAUUCGUUGACAUCUCAGAAUAGCUUUCAUGUAUUAAAUUUCGAUACGUGGGAGUGGACUGAUAGUUACGGUCCAAAUUGGGAUGUUCUUCAAAGCACACCUGGCUCAACCAACACCGGAUCUAAAGGCUUAAGCACUGGUGCUAUUGUAGGAAUUGCUGUUGGUGCCGCUGCAGCUGUAAUAAUUGCCUUGGUUGUUUUGUUCUUUCUUCGCAGACGAAAUAAGAAGGGAAAACAUGAAAAGGUUCAAAGUGAGACUUUGCCAAUUGGAUAUAGCGAGAAACCUCAGGCGUAUGAAUCACCAAAAGAGUAUAGAAAUGUCAACACAUCUGAUAAAACAGCCGUACUCAAUGCUUCAAGUGGGCCCAUGCAAGUUCCUCAUUCUUUUGAUAAUACUCCUAGUGCAGGAAACACACAGAUCUUUCAAGACUCUUCAAAGCAUAUUGUGCCAGAUACCACAAAACCAGAUUAUCUCAGCAGAUUGGGCUCUCCCAACGGUGUUAUUCUCCUUCAGCCAGUGAAACCAGACCUUGAAAGCUAACAGCUUAUUAUGCAGUAGCCAAAAAAAAAUUCUAUGUUAUUCAUAGCAUACAUCUGAAUGCGUGCAAUAUUGUUCGGUUACAUUCUAUUUACAUUCUACUGAACUACUUUUUACAAUAAAUUACCUUAAUAUUUACUACUCUC